AUGUCGCACUCACCUACGUUAGAGCCCCCUCGCAAGAGUAUCGAGCUUGAAGAUCCUGGAGCCCAUGAGCUAGAUUCUUCGGAAGCUGAGACUGAUGUUUUCGCCGAUGCUCAGGAAGAUAGAGCCUCUCAUUCUACCCCUGGCUCACCAAUCCCGGCUACGAGAGUGGAGAAGGUUGAUGACAGAGAAAGCUACGGCGAAGUCCCUGGAACAGCAGCCUAUAAGCUCAGAGAACAAGAUGCGGUCCCAGAUACUGUCGAAGUAGUGCCUGAAGGGCGAAGCAGGUCUAGAGGAACUAGUGAAGUCUCUCAGCCGGCAGGUCCUGCUCGAGGCCAAAUACCUAAGACUAUAGUUGAGAAAAUCGACCCACUAUCUCCAAGUCACGGUGAUGUUCCUGGAACUGCGGCACAUUCUAAGCGUAAGGCAGACGCAGUGCCUGAUGUGAUAAGGCCGGCUUCACAGGGAGGCGAUGACAGAACAAAAGAAGACCUCCCAGGGCCCAAGACUGCUGAUGUUCCAAUACCCACCACGGUGAUUACUAAGGUAGACUCUAAGCCAUCGCAUGGAGAAGUUCCAGGAACAGAAGCCCACAGCAUUAGGCAAGGAGAUGCAAAACCGGACAUAGUAGAAAAGAAAGGCGAUGUCCACAGUGAGAGAGCCAAACUAAGUAAACAAAGAUUCAAAAUAGCUAGCGUAAGCCGGGGUAGACACGAUGGCACCGAACUUUCGUCUAUUGCAGCCGACGGAGGCUUUGGCCCGAUGGGCUCCGAAUCCGAAACUGAAAGCACUGAUGUCGGUGGGUCACAUGCAGGUGAAAUGACUAUGACAAGUGAUGAACAAGACAAUGAGGAAUCAGAAGAAGGGUUUGGUGACGACUUUGACGAUUUCGAGGCGGGAGAUGAAGACGAAGAUUUUGGGGAUUUCGAUCAGGGGACUCAGCAGUCUUCUAUACCUAGCUCCACAACACCUAGAAAAGAUGCACAAGCUCAUCAGACACAGUCAUUACCACUCCCAAACGUCCCAUUUUCGUUACUCGACUUUAGCGAUAUCGAUACCUUUGACGACAUUAAAGGCGCAAUCAAACCAUAUCUUGACGAGAUAUUCCCAGCAACAAAAGAGCCUUACCCAGACCCCCCAGCGCCGCUCCCUAGCACGAACUCCAUUUUCCUUACGGAACGAAGCCACUCGCUUUGGUCCCAACUGGUCGCACCGCCACCUCUUCAACCACCCAAUUGGGUGCGCUCCCGAAUACGUCGCCUGUUCCUUGUGUCGUUAGGGGUUCCGGUAGACCUAGAUGAGAUUCUACCAGCCUCCAAGCAGAAAAAGCUCGUCUUGCCAUCGAUACAUGCCCGCAGUGGCUCAUCAUCACCGGCACGAGGUCAGCGAACAGGAUCCCGAGUACGUCUAAAGCAAGAUAAUGCGUCGUCCACGUCAAUCGACAAGGCAGGCACCUCGGGCAAGAGUAAGCGAAGAAAAGGGCCAAUUCCCCCACCCGAGCUAGACUUGCAAGCAGCCAAGAUGCUCUGCGCUACUACUGAAGCUGCCUUAUCCAAUAUGACUGAUGAGGAGCUCCUUACACACAAGAAAAGGCUCGACGAAGUAACAGCUAAAGCAAGUGAAGUACUGGAGUAUUGGCUCAAGCGAAGGGACAGCGCCUUGGGGGAUAAGGAAGCAUUUGAGGGCGUGAUAGAAAACCUAGUGAAACAUGCCAGACGAGUUCGUAAAUAG
This is a messenger RNA of Bacidia gigantensis, 1728 nucleotides long. RefSeq lists its product as uncharacterized. Bases 1 to 1728 code for a protein of 575 amino acids. The record is from RefSeq and is a predicted model, not a curated record. NCBI's taxonomy places the organism in Eukaryota, Fungi, Ascomycota, Lecanoromycetes, Lecanorales, Ramalinaceae. The transcript is spliced from 5 exons.